GGAACAGGAAGUAUCCUAUUAAGGAAUGGUGUCUCACACAUAAACUUCCGGAAGGGUGUAUACUUGAAGCGAAUUCUAUCAGGAAUUAAAAAAGCUAAAAUAUAUUUCCUUUUUCAUUCCUCUUGUCCAAAACGGAACAAUGUCCAAGUCUCUGAAGAAGAUCGUGGAGGAGAGUCGGGACAAGAACAUCCCAGAGGUGGAGAUGUGCGACAGGGGCAUUUCGAACAUGUUGGACAUCCCAGGACUGUUCACUCUGUCCAACAUCACUCAGCUGGUCCUCAGCCACAACAAGCUCACAGCGGUGCCCGCUAACGUCUCCGAGCUGAAGAACCUGGAGGUUCUGAACAUGUUCAACAACCAGAUUGAAGAGCUGCCUACUCAGAUCAGCAGUCUUCAGAAGCUGAAACAUCUCAACCUCGGUAUGAAUCGUCUGAGCGUCUUGCCCAGAGGAUUUGGUUCAUUGCCAGCUCUGGAAGUGUUGGACCUCACCUACAACAACCUGAACCAGAACUCCCUGCCAGGGAACUUCUUCUACCUCACGACUCUUCGUGGUCUCUAUCUGAGCGACAAUGAUUUCGAGGCCCUGCCUGCUGACAUCGGGAAGCUGACCAAGCUGCAAAUAUUGAGUAUGAGGGAUAAUGAUCUGAUCUCGCUGCCGAAGGAGAUCGGGGAUUUGGCUCAACUCAAAGAGCUCCACAUCCAGGGCAACAGACUGACUGUCCUGCCCCCUGAACUUGGUAACCUGGAUCUGACGGGUCCUAAACAGGUGUUCAAAGCAGAGAAUAAUCCCUGGGUCACACCCAUUGCAGACCAGUUCCAGCUGGGCGUCUCCCAUGUGUUUGAAUAUGUUCGCUCAGAGACCUAUAAGUAUCUCUACGGCAGACACAUGCAGGCCAACCCAGAACCUCCGAAGAAGAGCAACGAUAAGACGAAGAAGAUCAGCCGCAAACCUCUGGCCGCCAAGAACAAGUGAAGACCUGGACGGAGACGUCUGCCGCUCAGACUCACUGCAUGUGCCUUUUCUUCUUCUUCUUCUUCCUCCUUUUUAUUAUUAUUAUUAUUAUUAUUAUUAUUAUUAUUAUUAUAAAAACAAACGUUUUGUAUCUCAAUGACAUGUGUGAAUUAUGUUUCUGAAUAUGGAGCGUUAAAUAUAGUUUGUAUUCCACUGUGCCUGAGUAUAGAUGGAUGUUCUGGUGGGAGGAGAUCCCACUUACCCACUGCACGCUGAAGUUCUACGACUUCAACGUCACAAGUCUACUAAAACUCAUUCUGUUCAAAUAUAUUUCUUAAAGUAUAUCUCAGCAUCUUCAUGUGAAGCAGUUCUGCCUCUCAUUCAAUCCAUGUGUUCAGCAGUGCGUUUGAGCUUCACAUUUCUCUGUAUGCAGCACUUUAUCUCAGCGUUCAGUAUUCACACACAUUUUAAACAGGAAAUGCAUUUUGACACAUGUGCAGGUCAUUUCAGAUGUGUUAGCAGGUACUUUAUGAAUGUUCUUCCCUCAGUUUCAUUACUAUACCAACAAGCAAACACCUUUUAAAUACACGCAUCACUAUUAUCUGUAAGAUUGAGCGAGCGGGCUCAGUUCAUCCCAGAGAGCAACUUCACAAAGAGUUGAUUUGUGCCGCUGAAAGCACCAAAACCCAUAAAGUCUCGCAGCUGAUUGCCAUUUGCCUUUUUUUCCACGUGUCACGUGUCAAAGUAUAAAUGUUGCCUUUGCACCAAGAACACAGGAGGCAGAACGAUGACAGAGGAAAAGAAACACGUGCAGAUUGAGCUACAGGUGCAGAGCUAGAGGUCUAGUGGUCUAGUGGUACGCCUUCCAAACAAAACACUAGAAGGUCGGGAGUUCAACACCAGGCUGCCACCAUUGUACCCCUGAGCAAGGCACUUAACCUGAGUUGCUCCAGGGAGACUGCCCCUGUACUUAGUUCACUGUAAGUCGCUCUGGAUAAGAAUGUUUUGAUUCCUUUGGUGUUAAAACGUUGCACAACCCUUCUGUGACUUGGCCCUCUGAGAGUCGACUCCACAUGCUCUCUCGUUAACUUAUUGUUCAAAGCUUCACCAAGUGUCCGUCACAUUUCAAUCCAUAUAAUCCAUUUUAUUUUAAAUCCUCAUGCUUUUAUCACAGGCCAAAAUAUAACCAAAGUUCCUCAUGCUCACUGUAUCGAACACUUCAAUAAUAUUAUAAUAAACUAUCAAAAACAA
Cottoperca gobio is the source of this 2203-nucleotide messenger RNA. RefSeq names its product Ras suppressor protein 1 (gene rsu1). NCBI's taxonomy places the organism in Eukaryota, Metazoa, Chordata, Actinopteri, Perciformes, Bovichtidae. The coding region runs from base 140 to 973 and encodes 277 amino acids. Gene Ontology annotation, molecular function: protein binding. The transcript is spliced from 9 exons. Gene Ontology annotation, cellular component: cytoplasm. The record is from RefSeq and is a predicted model, not a curated record.